AGCAACUUUUAUCAGUGACAUAGGCCUUGCUCUGCAAAGCUCUUUGCUGGGGAGGAACCUAACCAACCUUUACAGGAGGAACCUAUUGCCACUGCUGAGGUAACAGAGGCUCAGAGAAAAUUUUGUCCAAGAUCAAACAGAGAGCAAGUAGUGGAGGCAAGCUUGAAUCUCACUUCUUCUGACUUAAAAUUUCACUCAUGAAACUGUGUCAAGGUAAGAACAUUUGGCUAAGUGAUAAAAAUCUACAUUUUUGUGCAGAAUGUACUUUCCACUUUUCUUUUUCCCCCCUCCCCUCUCCACCUCUUCCUUCUAAUCCUCCUGCUCCCCCUCCUCCCCCCUUUUUUCAUCCCCCCCUUUUUCUUCAACAUAGGGUUAGGUCUAUCUAUCUUUAAGUAACUAUUUUUAUUCAUUUAAUAAUCUACCAGGCACUGAACUGGAUGCUGGGAACUUAAAGAUGACUAUGCAGCAGAUCCUACCCUUAGAUCACAGAGGCUAUAAACAGGAUGUUUCUGGGUCCUGUGAUAGCCUCCAUUGUUCUGUUAUCUGUUUUCUAGAUAGUUCAUUCUUCUUUGCUUUAUUAUUGUGAUUGUGUAACUCACCUGGGAUUUGAAUUUCCUGAGAGAUUAUCUUCAUUAUCUCUGAUUCUUUGUUUUGAUUAUCAGAGUUAGCUCUUAAAGCUUCCUUAGUGUUCUUGUUCCUUAUUCAUGUUUAGAAGUUUUAACAGGCAGUGUGUUUGGCUUUCUACAAUCAAUAUUUCCUUCUAAGUCACCUUGAAAUGCUUCCAAGAAUGGACAGCCAUUUCCUCUUCUGAAAAUAGGAAAAACUGAAAAAACUGAAGGCACCUGGGGUCAAACUGAGCAUACAAAUAGGAAGGCACUCCGCAGGGAUAAGAUUGUGAAACAUGGCUGAGGAUAAAGGCAAGAGAGAUUCCAUUGGAAUGAGUAUGAAGGGAGGCCGGACAAACAACGGGUUUGUACAAAAUGAAGACAUCUUGGAGACGGACCUGGACCCAGGCAGCCCAGAGGACAGCCCACAGCACAAUGCCGUGGACAUCUUUGGCCCUGCGGAGCCCGACUUGAAGGAUGUGCGGCCCUACGCGGGGAUGCCCAAGGAGGUGCUGUUCCGGUUCUCGGGCCAGGCCCGCUACCGGGUGCCCCGGGAGAUCCUCUUCUGGCUCACCGUGGCUUCUGUGCUCGUGCUCAUUGGGGCCACCAUAGGCAUCAUUGCCAUCUCUCCGAAGUGCCUGGACUGGUGGCAGGCGGGGCCCAUGUACCGGAUCUACCCGAGGUCUUUCAAGGACAGCGACAAGGAUGGGAACGGAGAUCUAAAAGGUAUUCAAGAUAAGCUAGAUUACAUCACAACUUUAAAUAUAAAAACUGUUUGGAUUACUUCAUUUUAUAAAUCAUCCCUUAAAGAUUUCCGACAUGGUGUUGAAGAUUUCCGAGAAAUCGAUCCCAUUUUCGGAACAAUGAAAAAUUUUGAGAAUCUGGUUGCAGCCAUACAUGAUAAAGGUUUAAAAUUAAUCAUCGAUUUCAUACCAAACCACACCAGUGAUAAACAUGCUUGGUUUCAAUGGAGUCGGAACCGGACAGGGAAAUAUACUGAUUAUUAUAUCUGGCAUGACUGUACCCGUGCAAAUGGCAAAACCAUACCGCCCAACAACUGGUUAAGUGUAUAUGGAAACUCCAGUUGGCACUUUGAUGAAGUACGAAACCAAUGCUAUUUUCAUCAGUUUACGAAAGAGCAACCUGAUUUAAAUUUCCGUAAUCCUGAUGUUCAAGAAGAAAUAAAAGAAAUUAUACAGUUUUGGCUCUCAAAGGGUGUCGAUGGCUUUAGCUUCGAUGCUGUUCAAUUUCUUCUAGAAGCAAAGCAUCUGAGAGACGAGGCCCAAGUGAAUAAGAACCAAAUCCCGGACACAGUCACUCACUACUCGGAUCUGUACCAUGACUUCACCACCACACAGGUGGGAAUGCACGACAUUGUCCGCAGCUUCCGGCAGACAAUGGACCAGUACAGCAGGGAGCCUGGGAGAUACAGGUUCAUGGGGACUGAAGCCCAUGGAGAGAACAUUGCCAAGACCAUGAUGUACUACGGUCUGCCUUUUAUCCAAGAAGCAGAUUUUCCCCUCAACAGUUACCUCGGUAAACUAGACAUGCCUUCUGGGAACAGUGUGUUUGAGGUUAUCACAUCCUGGAUGGAAAACAUGCCAGAAGGAGAAUGGCCUAAUUGGAUGACUGGCGGACCAGACAAUGACCGGCUGACUUCUCGUCUGGGGAAACAAUAUGUCAACAUCAUGAACAUGCUUGUGUUCACACUGCCUGGAACUCCCAUAACUUACUACGGGGAAGAAAUAGGAAUGAGAAAUAUUUUAGCCACAAAUCUCAAUGAAACCUAUGAUGUUGAUACUCUUCUCUCAAAGUCACCAAUGCAGUGGGACAAUAGCUCAAAUGCUGGUUUUUCUGAAGGCAAUCACACCUGGUUACCCACCAGUUCAGAUUACCACACUGUGAAUGUUGAUGUCCAAAAGACUCAGCCCAGAUCAGCACUGAAGUUAUAUCAAGAAUUAAGUCUGCUUCAUGCCAAUGAGCUGCUCCUCAGCAGGGGCUGGUUUUGCUACUUGAGGAAUGACAAUCACUCUGUUGUGUACACAAGAGAGCUGGACGGCAUAGACAGAGUCUUCCUCAUGGUUCUGAAUUUUGGAGACUUAUCACUGCUAAAUCUAAAGGAAAUGAUUUCAGAUAUUCCCACAAGAGUAAGGAUAAGGUUAAGUACCAAUUUUGCCUACAAAGGCCGUGAAGUUGAUACGCAUGCCAUUACACUGGACAAAGGAGAAGGACUCAUCCUUGAAUACAACACGAGGAAUCUCCUUCAUCACCAAACAGCAUUCCAAGAUAGAUGUUUUGUUUCCAACCGGGCAUGCUAUUCCAGUGUAUUGAACAUACUGUACAGCUUGUGUUAGGCACCUCUGUGAAAGAGAUGGCGACCCUAGCAUUCUGUUCUACUGUAAGCAUUUGCAGUAACUUCACGUACAGCAGCAUGCUGCUGGGUGAACUUUAUGCUCGGUAAUUAAUUCUUAGAUAUUUCUGUAGCUUGAGUGAAACUGCUUUAGGAUAGGUUCUCAAAUGUUUUUCAAGAAUAAUAAAGUGUUUAAAAGAAAA
Orcinus orca (killer whale) is the source of this 3158-nucleotide messenger RNA. RefSeq names its product solute carrier family 3 member 1 (gene SLC3A1). The transcript is spliced from 14 exons. Bases 902 to 2959 code for a protein of 685 amino acids. The record is from RefSeq and is a predicted model, not a curated record. Lineage: Eukaryota; Metazoa; Chordata; Mammalia; Artiodactyla; Delphinidae. Gene Ontology annotation, biological process: carbohydrate metabolic process; amino acid transport.